UUUUUUUUUUUUUUUACGUCCACACUGUGCUGUAAUAUCAAUUGAGAAAACAGUGGCUAAAUUUACCUGUGAAGCAUAAGUAAAAAUUAGAUUCAAGAAUAUUACGUAGGAUUUUUGGAUAAUUUAUAAUAUACAUGUAUUUCAAUAAAAAAAAAAAGGAAAAAAAAUCGGUACAAUGAGAUGAACUCGGCAGUCAAUUUUAAGAUUGUCAAUAGAUUUCUUGAACACAUGACUUAAUGUACAUGCAUGUGUCAGUCAUAAAAAUCAUAAUUAUCUUUUUAUGAACAACACAGGUUUUUUUUUUUAAUAGCAGAACAGUAAUUUGUAUAGCGCAGUAGGGACUCAUUGCUUCUCGUUACACGUUGAGAUCAUCACAGUCAAUUUAUCGCGCUGAACGCUACUGUCGUUAAAGUCUAGACUGCAGUAGAAAAAAAAAAUCACCAACUUACACAGCACAGAAAAUACUUAAAAAACUGAGUAUUAAUUUACGUAACGCUUAUGCGUCUGUAUCACAUGAUAGCUCGAUUUUAUUAAAAAAUUCCCGAUGACUAAUAGCCUUAUCAUAUCUACGCAUCAACACACAUAUACAUGUAUAUAAAUUAGCAAAUACGUGUGACUGCAAAAAUAGGUAUAUCUGAUCUUCUCCACAGUGGUUUGCUUGCGUGCAAAAAUUAGAUUGCCCACAUAUACGACGUCACAGCCCUACUCUCAUAUGUACAUAUAUACUCUUUGCGCUUAUACCUAGUAGAUCUUUCAGUUUCCUUUUCAGUCAUUCGUUCUCUGCUACUCCGAGCAGUCGAAUUCGCAAAAAAAUAAAAAAUAAAAAAAAUAAAAUAAAAAAAAUGUCAGAAGCCGCGGUAAAAGUGUUCCAGGUCGAGUUACGCGACCUUGAGUCGCUGUUGCGCAAGCGAUUAGACUUCGAUGGUUUGCUCGAAUGCAGCACGGAGUCGCUUCUACCGCCCGGAGAUAAUUAUGGGAGCACGAUACUCAAAGUUCGCGCAGUUAUCAAGAGAAAUAAACCAGAGAAAAACGAGGAGGAGAAGGAGGAGUUGAAUCUGGUUGCCAAAAUGAUGCCACCCACGGAUUUUCAGCGUUUGAUAUUUCAUAGUUCCUUUACUUUCAAGAAGGAGACGUUUUUUUACAAAAAACUGAUGCCCGCUUACCAGCAGUUGGAGCGCGAAUUCGGCGUGCCGGCUGACGAGGUGUUUGACAUACUUCCGGAGUUUUAUGGGGCGAGGUUCAACCUGAAAUCUGGUGGAGGCCACGGCGAUGGUGAUGAUGAUGAUGAGGAUGUGCUGGUCGACGACGAUGCUGUUAUUCUCAUGCAGAAUCUUAAAGUUCGAGGAUAUUACAUGACCGAUAGGCGCAAGGGUAUGGACCUCGAGCACGCGAGAGUCGCCCUAAAAGCCUUGGCUCGCUUCCACGGCCUCGGAAUAGCAAUGAAGCACCAAAAGCCGGAUUUCUUCGACACCAUGAAAAAACGGUCCAAGUGCCUGACAAUCGACGGCGUGGACUUCGAGGAGUCCAUGGCACCGGUCCUGCAACUCUUCCGCGAGGACCCCGCGAUGUCGACGCACCAACACCGACUCGAAGCCGCCAUGAGACAGAGUAGCGCGACCUCGUGGGCGGCAGUGCCCCCCGAGCCGUACUCUACCAUCAUCCAAGCCGACUUUUGGGGCAACAACAUCAUGUUUCUGAAGGACCCGGACACCGGCCGCGUCGCCGACGUCAAAUUCGUCGACUUCCAGAACUACCUGUUCAUGAGUCCCCUGCGCGAGCUCGUGUUCUUCCUCGCCACCGGCUUGGAGGCGCCGGUCAUGAACGACGCCGAGGCGUUCGACGGGCUCAUCGAUUUUUACCACGAGCACUUUGUAAAGACGCUCGCGCGGAUGAAGUGCGACCCGGGGCCGUUUUCGAGAGAGAGGUUCGACGCGCAGCUGAGGGUCGACGCGUUCGAGGAGUUCCCGCACUGUCCGUUUAUGCUGAAAAUCAUGACUAACGAGGUGGAGAGGGACGCCAAGAGCAGCGAUAUCAGGGAUCGGAUGAUGAACACGAGGGUCAACGAGCUGUGGCUCGAGAGGCUGCGCCGGUGCGUCGCCAAGUACGCGGAGAAGGGGUGGCUCGGCGAGUGACGCGGCGCUGUUUACCUUAUUGUCGAGGUGUAUUUUAAUACCUAUGUUUAAAUCUUUGGAACAUAAUUAUGAGGAAGUUGAAUUUUCUAACGACAUUUUUGCGAUAAAAGUCAUGCCUUGCGAUUGGUUUUUUUUUUUUUUUUUUUUUCUUACGCUCGUAAGAAUGGAAGCUCAAAACAUCUAACGUCACUAUCAAUGCACGUCGAUGUGCACAUUAUAUUAUAUGGAACGUGAGUAAAAAGAUAUAUUAAUCUCAAAAGGUUCGUGUCCAGUUGGAUUCACCGAGAUUUUUAAUUUUUUUUAAAAAAAGUAUUUAAAAAAAAACUAUGUUUUUUUCAUAAUCCCCUCAGCCGUUUUUUUACGUCGUAAUAGUAUUUUAAUAAUCAUAGUAAUAAAACUUUUCACUCAUCGGAUGAAUCGUCACCCCAAAUUUUUUAUAAUGUAUUUAAACAAUUUAAAAUUGUUGUUCAAGUCAUUAUUCUAAGCAAAAAAUAUUUAAUUAAAUUAAGUUUUUUUUGUUGAGAUUUUAUCGUAUAUUAUGCCUUACUGCAGUUAAUUAUGAGUAUUACUUGUUUUACGUCAUUACUGCAGUUAAUUCAAGUAAUUUUUUGCGCAAAAGAUAAUAAAAAGUAAAGUAUUAUGAAAUAAUUGGUUAAUGAUUGAAAAUUUUCCGAAACAUUAUUCUUAAAUUAAUUAUUCUGCGAGCACAAUACAAAGGGUUUGCACGUAACCAAUCUUGUGAUAAAAAUGACGUCAUUUGAACGAUGCGAAAAUGUUUCCCCAACGAUGCGAAUGAUACAUUCAUGUCACAGAUACGCGUAAGUAUUGGUGCAUCAUCAGUUACGCACAAAAAUUCCCAGCUGGGAGUACCCAAAAAUAAAAAAUUAAGCAUUGCUCGGAACAAAAUUUCCCUAUGCAUGGAGUAUGGAGAAACUCGCAAACUUGAAACAAAUGAGGAGGUACGAUCGCACGACAAAAUUUUUUUGUAGUACAUAUUUACCUACAUACAAUUUCUUUUUGAAUUUCAGAAUAAGUAGAGAGAAUUUUCUUGUUAUUUCUUAUAUUAUUAAUCUUGAUAAGUAUCUUUUCUAAAUAGAUUAAAUGUUUUAAAGAAAUUUCAUUUGGUGUUGAGGAACUCCUGACUGGAGAUUUUUUGCGGAAACGCUUAUGUACCAUUUACUUACCACAGGAAUGUUUGUUUUACGAAAUAAGAACGUAUCAAAAGUGUAUCUUGAUGUAGCAAACAUUACAUCUUGAUUAAAACAACGUGCAGCAUAUUUUUUCCACAUUAAAAAAAAAAAAAUUGAUUAUAUAUUGAUAAUUUUUAUUUUUAGGCAUUAUUUUUACAUUAUUAAUUUAUGUAUGCAGUUAAUUAUUAAGGACUUGAUAAUGUAUAUUUAUCUGAGUCGUGCUAUAUUAGAUGUUCCAUUGAUUUCACUGUUCGGCGUCUUUCAUAUUUUUCAUGUCUUAUCUGUCACUUUGUAUUAUUAAAGUUCCGAUCAUUGAAAGUAUAAUAAAAAAAAAAUCUUCAUCUUUGUGUA
This is a messenger RNA of Copidosoma floridanum, 3673 nucleotides long. RefSeq lists its product as uncharacterized. The record is from RefSeq and is a predicted model, not a curated record. Lineage: Eukaryota; Metazoa; Arthropoda; Insecta; Hymenoptera; Encyrtidae.